AUGAAGGGAUUCCCCCUGUCUGAAGAACUCCAAAGACAGCUAGUGCAACUAGGGUUCAAGCUACCACAACUCCCAAUGUACUCAGGGAAAGAAGACCCUGAGAGACACCUGCAACACUUCAUCGCAAUGGCGGUGUUGCAUGGGUGGAACGAGAUCACCAGGUGCAAGGCUUUCCCUCUCUUAUUGGCAGGACAAGCUCAACAAUUGUUCACUGAGUUACCUGUCGGACAUAUCCGUUCAUUCGAGCAACUAAAGAAAGAAUUUCUAGAAGCAUUCUCUACCUACGUCCCGAAGAAAAAAAGUGCCAUGUAUUUGAUGAGCUUGCAGCAAAGGCAAACCGAAUCCCUAAAGCAAUACAUUGAGAGGUUUAGAGCUACGACACAGGAGGUAAGAGACCUCCCAGUUGGUUUGGCAGCAUCCGCCUUGCUUAAUGGGACCGCCUAUGCCCCUCUUAGAAGAUCCCUAGCCUUUAUCGAGCCAGACUCAAUGGUCGACUUGUUUGCUCGAGCUGAACAGUUCAUCAUCCAAAUGGAAAUUUUGGAAGCAUGGGAAGGUAAAAGAAGGGGAAGGCCAAACGACGUUGGGUCAGAUAGAUCAGUGAAGGUAGAGAGAAGAGAAGAGCUCCCAAAGAUGCAAUUUCGGAGCUUCACUCCCCUUACUGAGCCGAGAGCCGCUGUCCUUUCCUUCAUUGCACAUACCGGGCUAAUUAAUUUCCAUCCACGUUUCAAUCAGCCGAUGGGCAGAAACAUGGAUUCUUUCUGUAAAUUUCAUGAAACCUCAAGGCAUACUACAGAGCAGUGUCUGGAACUACGAAAUCAGAUUGAGCAGUUAAUUAGAGAGGGGAAGAUCGAUCGAUUCAUACUGGAUAAGCCAAGAAACCAACAAGGCCGAAAAGAGGAGCCCAAGAGAUAUAGCUAG
Molecule: messenger RNA, 918 nt
Organism: Diospyros lotus (date-plum)
Lineage: Eukaryota; Viridiplantae; Streptophyta; Magnoliopsida; Ericales; Ebenaceae
Exons: 1
Coding region: 1-918 (305 amino acids)
Source: RefSeq, a predicted model, not a curated record